UGUCAGGUGGAUAACGUGUGGCAGACGUUACCUGUCAAAUUAGUCAAUGGCACCUUGAACGUGAGUAGGAGUGGAGACUACGUGGUCCUGGUGACAGAUUUUGGGCUCUCUGUUUCAUAUGACGUUGAUCACUCAGUGGAAGUGAAAGUGCCGAGUACAUAUUUCAAUCAGACUUGCGGUAUGUGCGGCAACUACAAUGGAAUGAGAAAGGAUGAUUACAUGAAACCUGAUGGAGAACAAGCCAAAGAUUCAAAUGAGUUUGGAAAUAGCUGGAAGGUGCCACCGGAAGAACCAGGUUGUGACCCAGUCGAACCUGCGAAGUGUGAGCCUGAUGAGGAGAAACUUUACCAAAGUGAUGCCUUCUGUGGUCUGAUCACCAGUCAACAAGGUCCAUUUGCACAGUGCCACUCUGUAGUAAAUCCCAAUGGAUUCUUUGAAAGCUGUGUUGUUGAACUGUGUCUGUUGGCUGGAAGCCAAGAUGCUCUGUGCGAUACCCUCAAAAUCUACGCACAUGCGUGUCAAAGUGCAGGAGUGACCAUUGCACCUUGGAGAAACUCCACUUUCUGUCCUGUUUCCUGUCGAGCCAAUAGCCAGUACAGUCUAUGUGGCAGUGCUUGUCCAGCCACAUGUACAGACCGAUUUGCUCCAGAGAACUGCAGCAAGCCAUGUGUGGAGGACUGCGUGUGUAACAUUGGGUUUGUUCUCAGUGGAAGCACGUGUGUGCCCGCUCAGAACUGUGGCUGCAUCCACAACGACAAAUACUACGAAAAAGGAGCAACGUUCUGGGAAGAGGGAUGUCUCCAGCGGUGUCGAUGUACUGGAAAUAACCACGUAGUAUGUGAAGCAGCGUCUUGUGGACCAGCGGAAAUUUGCAAAGUGCAGGAUGGAAAUUUGGGAUGUUACCGGGCAGACACUGCGAAGUGCCACAUUUACGGGGACCCGCACUAUACGACGUUUGAUGGGAAACUGUAUCACUUCCAGGGUACUUGCAAUUAUACUGUGACUGAGACUUGUGGAAAUACAUCUGUUCGUUUCUCGGUGACAAGCAGGAAUGAACACAGAGGCAACCCAACAUGGUCUAUGAUUAAUUCCAUUGCUCUCCAGUUUGCUGACAUUCAUAUUGCAGUGAGGAAAAAUAACCUUGUUUAUGUUGAUGGAGUGAAGGUUGAGCUCCCUGUGACACCCCAUUCUUCAGUAAGCGUAUCAAUGGUAGGAUCGUUUGUCAUCGUCCAGACCAACUUUGGUGUUCAGCUGAAGUUUAAUGGUGAU
Molecule: messenger RNA, 1269 nt
Organism: Chiloscyllium plagiosum (whitespotted bambooshark)
Lineage: Eukaryota; Metazoa; Chordata; Chondrichthyes; Orectolobiformes; Hemiscylliidae
Source: RefSeq, a predicted model, not a curated record